Molecule: messenger RNA, 933 nt
Organism: Condylura cristata (star-nosed mole)
Lineage: Eukaryota; Metazoa; Chordata; Mammalia; Eulipotyphla; Talpidae
Product: olfactory receptor 149-like
Exons: 1
Coding region: 1-933 (310 amino acids)
Biological process (GO): G protein-coupled receptor signaling pathway
Cellular component (GO): membrane
Molecular function (GO): G protein-coupled receptor activity; olfactory receptor activity
Source: RefSeq, a predicted model, not a curated record
AUGCAGAAUUACACUUCCGUGACUGAGUUCAUCCUGUUGGGAAUUCCUAAUACUGAAAGGUUGGAGAUCAUGCUCUUUGUCCUGUUCUUCACCUUCUACCUCUUCACCUUGCUGGGGAACCUGCUCAUCUUCCUCACUAUUUUGGUUUCCUCCACCCUCCACACCCCCAUGUAUUUCUUCCUGGGAAACUUGUCGGUAUUUGACAUACUUUUCCCUUCAGUGAGUUCCCCCAAAAUGAUGCUCUACUUAACGGGACAAAGCCGGACCAUCUCUUAUCAUGGCUGUGCCUCCCAGCUCUUCUUUUACCAUGUCCUGGGAGGUACCGAGUGUUUCCUCUACACUGUGAUGGCCUAUGACCGCUUUGUGGCUAUUUGUCACCCAUUGAGAUACACAGUCAUCAUGAACUACAGGGUGUGUACUGGACUGACUUUGGGCACUUGGCUGGGUGGCUGUCUACAUGGAAGUAUCCUCACAUUUCUUGUCUUUAAAUUACCCUAUUGUGGCCCCAACGAGGUGGACAAUUUCUUCUGUGAUAUCCCAGUGGUACUGCCCCUGUCCUGUGCAGACACCACUCUAGCUCAGACAGUGACUUUCACCGAGGUGGACGUGGUGACUCUUACUUGCUUUUUCCUGAUCCUUACUUCCUACGGUCACAUUGUCCUUUCCAUACUGAAAAUCAGCUCUUCCGAAGGCAGGCGCCGAGCCUUUUCAACCUGUAGCGCUCACCUGAUUUCCAUCCUCUUGUUUUAUGGACCUGUGAUGCUCAUCUAUCUCAGACCUGCUUCCAGCCCAUGGCUCGACUCUGUCAUUCAGGUGUUGAAUAAUAUUGUCACGCCUUCUCUUAACCCUUUGAUUUACACGUUGAGAAACAAAGAUGUGAAAUGGGCUCUAAAGAGAGUAUUCACUCUGGUUGCCCACACUUCUGGGGUUUAG